ACUAUAUGUGAUCUGGGUUGCUCCUUGUAUUAUGAAUUUAACUGCAAAGAUUUAUUUAUUUGGGUAUCAUGAACAUGGUUUCAAAAGAAUCUGGGUUCGAUAUACUAUUUGUUGGAGAGUAUGAAUUUAAUGGUGCUGUUAAGCUCUACUUUGAUAGGGUCUAUUAAGGUUUUUUAAUUUGGCUUUAUAGAGCUAAUUUCUUGUUGCGGGCAUUUCAAGCUAUAACGCCUGUUUUGCUUGGACAAACUCGUGUUUUUGUUUUGUGAUUAGUUGCAUAAAGAGUAUGAUUCAUUAUUUAUUAUUCAUGAUGAUAAUUUAGUAAAUUAAUAUAAUUUACUGAUUUGAUCUUGCUAUCCUAUAUUGAUUAAAUUAGCCUUAAUCUUACAAAAUCAAGGAAAUAUGAUAUGCAGAUCAUUCUUUCCUUAGUUAUAUGAUCUAGGAGUAAUGUAGGGAUUACUUGUGUAUGUUUUGACACUUCUGGAAAGAAAAAAGGAUUCUGAAUUAUGUCGGAAAAUGCUUCUGCAUAUAUUAAUUUUGUAGCUUGUAGCGAAUGCCUAUUUUCAAGUUGUUUUAUUUUUAUUGGCUAUUAUAAAGAAGAUGUUGAUAGAUAAGAAAGAUGCUGAUUAACCUUUUUAUGUUCAUUCGGUUGCCACCUUCACAUAAUCUCUUGCAUUCGACAUAGGUUAUCUCAAGACAAUCUGAAGUUGAAGCAAAGAACUUCUCAAACAACUAGUAAAAAAUCCUGCGAGGCGUGCGGGUGUUACUUGAAUCAUGCAGUUGUAUCACCAUCCAUUCUCUCUGGAUAGUCAGAAAGUGAGACUUGCUUUGGAAGAGAAGGGCGUUGAUUACACAUCGCACCACGUCAAUCCUAUAACAGGCAAGAAUAUGGAUUCCUCAUUCUUCAGGAAAAAUCCGAGUGCAAAGCUCCCUGUUUUCCAGAAUGGCAGCCAUAUCAUUUUUGACACCAUUGAGAUAAUCCAGUAUAUUGAAAGAAUUGCAGUUGUCUCAGCAGGCGCUGAUGAAGCUUCCUUUAGUAGCAGAGAAGUUGUUGAAUGGAUGCACAAGAUACAAGAAUGGAAUCCCAAGUUCUUCACCUCUCACAUCCCCCAGAAAUACCGUCUUACUGUUUCCAAAUUCAUAAGACGAGUUGUGAUUGCUCGGAUGGCUGAAUCCCCUGAUCUAGCGAGUGCCUACCACCGUAAGCUAAAAGAAGCAUAUGAAACUGAGGACAAGUUGAAAGACCCAGAAGUUUUAAAAAGGAGCAAAGAACAUCUUGUUAGACUUCUCGAUGAGGUCGAAACCAAGUUGAAUGGAACAUCAUAUUUAACUGGGGAAGAGUUCUCAAUGGCAGAUGCAAUGCUGAUCCCAGUUCUGGCUCGUUUGGUUCUCUUAAAUUUGGAAAAUGAGUAUAUAAGUAGCAGGCCAAAUAUUGCUGAGUACUGGAUUUUGGUGCAGCAAAGACCUAGUUAUAGAAAGGUGAUUGGAAAAUAUUUCAAUGGCUGGAGAAAAUACAAAACACUAACAAAAACUUGGUGUUUUGUCCGUUUUCGAAGUCUGUUGAGGAAAUACUGAUGGAAUGGAACGCACAGAACCAAGAAAACAGGAUGCUGCAAAUUAGGAAGAUUUUUGUACAAAUAUAAAAAGAAGUGUAAUUUUGAAUAUUUUGUUUCUUUUUCUUUUCUCGUCUCUUUAGGGGUUGGAAAUUUUGUUUGGAUGGGUUUAUUCAUUCAUUUGAAAAGGAAAUACAAGGGACAUAGAGUGAAAAGCUAGCUUUGAGGGACUGUGGAUGCAUAGCGUGAUUAUCAAUUUUUUGUAAUUUGAUCUACGUGUGAUCUUCUCUGCCCAGAAAAAGCUAACUUUAUGCCAAGCUGAAUAAGCAGUAAACUUUAACAUUCAUCCUUCGUUUAUUAGAGUCAAUUUCUA
This is a messenger RNA of Jatropha curcas, 1923 nucleotides long. The record is from RefSeq and is a predicted model, not a curated record. Lineage: Eukaryota; Viridiplantae; Streptophyta; Magnoliopsida; Malpighiales; Euphorbiaceae.